Molecule: messenger RNA, 720 nt
Organism: Cariama cristata (Red-legged seriema)
Lineage: Eukaryota; Metazoa; Chordata; Aves; Cariamiformes; Cariamidae
Exons: 4
Coding region: 1-408 (135 amino acids)
Biological process (GO): positive regulation of immune response; neutrophil activation; positive regulation of cytokine production
Cellular component (GO): extracellular region
Molecular function (GO): cytokine receptor binding; cytokine activity
Source: RefSeq, a predicted model, not a curated record
AUGAUGUGCAAACUACUGAUCUUCAGCUGUAUUUCAGCAGUAAUGCUUAUGACUGCAGUUUAUGGAGCAUCUCUAUCAAAAGCACAUCUUCUUAGAGCUUUAAUAUCAGAUUUAAAACUCCUGGAAAAAAGCAAGGACAAGAUUCAUCUUGACCUUUACACAGCAAAUGAGAAACAGGAGUGCAGCUGGCAAACUCUAGAUUGUUACCUGACUGAAAUGGGCACCUUGGAGAAUGAAAUUGAAGAUGAGGAUGUUGAUAAUCUUCGAAAUAUCAAGAAGAAUCUCCAGAGUCUUAUGGAUCUAAUUCCCCAAGGAACUGGAUGCAAGAUCUGUGAAGCUAAUGACAAGAAAAAGUUUCCUGCAUUCCACCAAGACCUGAGCAACUUUCUGAAAUCUAUGCUAAAAUAAUCAGAGAACCAUUUUUAUUUUUACUGCUAUGUUAUUUAUUUAAAUAUUUAAUUGAGAUUAAUUUAUAUAUUUUGCCCUGUGGCUUACUAGCUUGCUGUCCACUUUGGGACCACUGUAUGUUCUUAGUCUGGGUAGUAAGACAGUCUGUUCUAAGAUCAUAUUUGAUCCUUUCUGUAAGCCCUACGGGCUCAAAAUGUACUUUGGAAAACUAAUUGAUUCUCACUUUGUCAAUAAACUUGGAGACACAACUAUUUAUUGAAAAAACUAAUAAAAGUUACUUGUAGAUUAUAUUUAAUAAAUUUCAGUAACAUA